Messenger RNA from Funneliformis caledonium, 559 nucleotides. The record is from the annotation of a GenBank genome assembly. Lineage: Eukaryota; Fungi; Glomeromycota; Glomeromycetes; Glomerales; Glomeraceae.
AUGGCAGAAAUGGCAGAGACUAUAUUAGCACUGUACAAGAUUAUACCUGAAUACGUUCUUGGUAGUCUCCCAGUCAUUGCAAUUAUGGGAGAUUCGCCCUAUCGUGUCUUGGAUGCCCUUUUGAUGGACUCUUUCACUCCCUCAACGUUGGAGUACACAAAUAACGAAGAAGAAACAAAUGACAAAGAAAUCACAAAAGGAACAGAUCGUCAUCCAAAAUACAGACCUUUUGGAUUUCAUGCAAUGAAACUAAAUAUAGAGAAAAAUAAGAUUAUAAAGGAAUAUGUGGUAUUAUGCACGGCAAAAGCAUCCGUGCUAGAAAGAUUAUCUUCAUUGGUUUCAGCAUAUUACAUUAUGAUCGGUUUAACGGCAAGAUUUUCCAUGGUUCAAGGAAAAAUAGUUUGUGAAGUCAAAGAUCCUAGCGAUGUUUUUGACAAGAUACAAAUUAUUGUGGAUAACGAUCCUAAAGAUAAACUUAAAUUUCAUAAAUGUGUAACCAUUACGAUAAUUAAUAGUUUAUCCUUGGAUGAUAGUACUUAUCGUCUACUUUACACCCCUG